AUGGCGGACGAGAAAAAGGGGUGGGGCCUCGCCAAGGCGAUAUCUUCGGACCUGCAAGAGUCGGAUGUCGAGAAGCAGCAUCGCGACUACACAAAGGCGCAGCAGACUGCCCUGGACAAGAUGCUGGAGCUCAGGAUGCUGAAGCGCCUCGGGAACAGCUUCCAAAAGCUGAAAGUUGUGCAGAGCUCAGAAGAUGACGACGAGCAAGCGAGGAUUGACGAGCACCAGCGUUUGAAAUGGCUGGAAGGCCAACUGGGCAAGAAGAGCAUCAGAUCCAGCCAGAAGGAAGAACACGUGGUUGCCAAAAGGAAGGCCGUGCAGUCGACUUUCCGAGCCAUCAGCAAGCACGAGGACUUCGAGCUCUUGGUCAUCAUACUCAUCCUGGGGAACUGCGUCUCACUGGCGCUGUUCGACCCGAACAAACCGGACGACUCCAGGAGGAAUUACGUCCUCAACCAACUCGAUUUUGCCUUCAACGUCAUGUUCACGGUGGAGAUGGUCAUCAGGAUACUGGCGGCCGGCGGCGUUCUGCAGUACCUCAGGGAGUCCUGGAACUUCUUCGACGGGGUCAUGGUGCUCGCCGGCUACACCGUGUUCCUUCCGGUCGGCGACAGCACUUCAGGGACGUCGUCCAUCCGAGCGCUGCGAGCCCUGCGGGCUGUGCGGCCGCUGCGCACCAUCACCAGGUUCCAGUCGCUGAGGUCGGUGGUGGUGUGUUUCCUUGAG
Molecule: messenger RNA, 726 nt
Organism: Ostreobium quekettii
Lineage: Eukaryota; Viridiplantae; Chlorophyta; Ulvophyceae; Bryopsidales; Ostreobiaceae
Source: the annotation of a GenBank genome assembly